AUGAGCAUUCUGAGUCUGACGUUCUCGCUGGUCCACGCCGAUCACCUUCGUCUGGAAGCCAAUUAUCAUACGGGCAUCUAUCAGAUGUGCAAAUCGACGACGACAUGCCUGAAUUCGUUGAAAGGCUGUUCGGACAUCGAUCAGAAGGUUGUCGAUGGUCUCAAAGCGAAAUGCGACUAUAUGGUGUAUCUGAGCGGCGCGUUCUAUCCAUGCUCCUUUAAACUCCGCGAGCUCACGAGGCCGUGCGUCGUCGACUUCUACAAGCUCUCAUCGAUGACGCCAACGCGUUGCCAAUUUUUGACGAAUUGCGAACAAUGCCUGAAAUCGUCGAUUACGAGCGUGUGCGGCGCGAAUUUCUGGCGACAAUAUGAGCCGCACUGGAAAUCGUUGGCAACGAUUUGGGAGUGCUGA
Molecule: messenger RNA, 411 nt
Organism: Caenorhabditis bovis
Lineage: Eukaryota; Metazoa; Nematoda; Chromadorea; Rhabditida; Rhabditidae
Source: the annotation of a GenBank genome assembly